AUGCAACAGCGUCUAAGAUCGUCACCCUCUGCGGGCCCCCCAACAUCGCCGGGAAGAUCAGGCUCAAUAUCCAAAACUUCGCAGGAAGCACAAUCUGCAAGCGCUGGAAAAUACGUUCCUUCAGAGGCUGCAGGAAUGGUCAAUGGCGGGCACAUCAACCAUUCCGAGGAUAUUCUGAACUCCUUCACUGAAGCGUUGGAGUCUGCAAAUCUUAGCUACGACUCUCAGUCCGGUAAACUGACUGGAGAUGGUGUGCAGACAUCCCCUACUGAAACACAAUUGACACAGCUACGUCUGCUAUUGUUAAAGUUGCGGAGAAAGAUUGUUGUGGAACUGCUACGACAAGGAGCUAGCAUAUCUGCCGUGCGUGCAUGUGUAGAAAGCUAUAGUUCACAAGAAACAGCAGACAAAGCAUCUUUAAGUGACCGUUAUGAUCCCGAAAACAACAAAACUGGCAGUGCAAACAAAGAUAACAGUGUCAGUGACGAUAUUGCCGGCGAAGAAGGAAGAGAUGCGACAGUCAUCAAGAUUGGAGGAGAUGGCGACAAGAUUCAUAUCAAGCUGGAAAAACGUUCGAUCAACCCGGACGAUAAAUCAAAAAAACGCAAGCAUAUACUUGUUUCUGGUGAUGAAGACGAUGUUGAUGAUGAUCAUAACGGUAGUGGCAGCCGCAAAGAUGACGCUACUAAUACCCCAAUCUCCAUCAAGUUCGAGGACAACGAUAACGACGAUGACGAUAACGAUUUCAAGAUCGACUUGACGAGUGCUAUUGACAGUGACAGUAAUAAAAUUGAGUUGAUUGAUGACCCAGAUGAUGAAGGACUACGUCCGAGAAAGAAAAUACGAGUGAAGCUUGAAGAUGACGAGGAAGAAAGCAUCAAAUUAAUCAUAAGUAAAGACAGAGGUACAGGUAAGGAGGAUGAUGUGUUUAUCCCUUCUGUUUAUAGAUCUGAUAAUCCUGAUGCAAACGAGAUUUUGAACAUGGACGAGUUGGUGAAGACUUCUAUGAAAGAGCUUCAACUAUACGAUGAUGAAGAAAAUCAUAAAACAGCCCGGGAUGAAGUUGAAUACAAGAAAAGGAAAUUUGCUGUUUCUGAAUUUCCUGAAAGCGAUUUGAAGGAUAUGCUUCCAGGAGAAAUUCCAAUGAUAGACUUUAGUGGUCCUAAGCCGACGCAACAAGUUGCAUGGAACUCAUUCACCGCUUACAUUGAACCCUUUUACAGAAACUUUACUGAAGAUGAUGUGAAAUGGUUACGUCAAAAAUGUGUGGCCUCUAGUUUCCUUUCCAAAUACUUACUUGCCAAUGAAGCCUUUGUAGUGACAGAGAAUUCUGAAGAUGCCAAUGCAGAAAACAAAGGUAUUCUAGCUGGAAAUGGUAUCAAGGAUGCAAGACCACUUGAUAAUACGUACAACCCAUACUACAUACCUCCUCUUGGCCCUAAAUAUUCUGAUGUUUGGAUGCUGGAGAAUGAAGGGAAACCAGUGAAAAUGGGUAGGCUAACGCAAUCGCUGGCAUCUAAGAUGAAGAAACUGUAUGCACCAAAAGGUUCCCCAGUAAAUUUUGAUGCUAAUAAACCCGAGGCGUUAGUGGCAUUAUGUGAAGAACAGGAUAAAGUUUCAUGUGGUCCUUUAACAUCUCGUAUUUUGAGUGCGAUUGUUAGCGACGAUGAGGACGAUGCGUUUGAGCUUGACCAAAGCGAACACACUGAUGGUGAGAACGGCGAAGAUAGUCAUAAUGAUGCUUCAACCUUUAAAAGGGACGACAAGAUAAGUUUCGAGCAGUUAGAAAAACGUUUAAACCGAGAACUUAAGUAUAUUGGUGUUUUCAUGAAUGUUGUGCAAACGCUGAAUAAUUCAUCGUGGGAGCAAGAUUGGGCUUUAGGAAAGGAAGAUGAUGAAGUAAGUUCAGAAUUACGUAUUUUGCAAAAUGAAUUGACUAAAGUGCAAAAGCGUAAUAAUUUUAGAAAGGAGAUACUUGUACCGAUUGUGGAAGAGCAGAUUGCAUGGCAAGAGUACAUGACCAUUGUUGAUGAUUUGGACAAACAGGUUGAACAGCAUUACAGACGUCGCCUCAAUGUUACUCCGAAGAAAACCAAGAAACGUGGUCCACAUAGUAGCCAUUCAGGUGGUGACAGCAGUAGUAGUGGGUUAAUGAAGGAUGAUGCAGCACAUUUGGUCAGUAACGCGUCGUUCCGAGGCCUUUUGGACAAACGUAGGAGAUGGAUAGAAAAAAUUGGAUCUCUUUUCAAAAGUCCAUUGGAAAUGAGACGCAUGCCUAAGCACACCGUAUUCAAGGUUGCAAAGGAGGAGGAAGAAGAAGAGGAAAAAGAAGAAGAAGAAGCAGACGGAGAAAAGGAAGGAGAUGAUGUAGAAGUUGAGGUCAUGGUAGUGGAAGAGGGUGAAGCGGAUAGUGAAAAAGAAAAGGCAUUGGCCGAAGGAGAUGACGAGGAAGAGGGAGCGAAGCAAAAGGAAACGAAUGAUGGGGAGAAGAGUGGAGACCGUAAUGAGAAUAAUGUUGAUAAUGGUGAAAAGAAGAACGACAACGAGGCGGAGAACGUCGAAAAAGACUCAAUGAAGGAGAAGGACACUACUGCCGUUGCUACGGAGAAGGCUAUUGAGAAAAAGGCAGAUGCCAAAGAAGUGAAGGCUGAAGCUAACGUGGAGUCCGCUACUGCUACUGCUACUGCCACUACUGCUACCAGUACUGCAGGCGAUGAGGAAGAGGAAGACGACGAGGAAAACGAAGAGGAAGAGGAAGAUGACGAGAACGACGAAGAAGAAGACGAAGAAGAAGAAGACGACGAAGAAGAGGAUGAGGAAGAAGAAGAGGUAGAAGAAGAUGAUGAAGAGAUGGCUGCGAUCGAAGAAGAGCCGGAGGAGGACGAAGAGGACGAUGACGAGCAGGACGAUGACGACGACGAUGACGAUGAGGAAAACGAAGAAGACGAUGACGAAGAAGAGGAAGAAGACGAUGACGACGAUUAG
This is a messenger RNA of Pichia membranifaciens NRRL Y-2026, 2985 nucleotides long. RefSeq lists its product as hypothetical. Lineage: Eukaryota; Fungi; Ascomycota; Pichiomycetes; Pichiales; Pichiaceae. Gene Ontology annotation, cellular component: SAGA complex. The transcript has a single exon. The record is from RefSeq and is a predicted model, not a curated record. The coding region runs from base 1 to 2985 and encodes 994 amino acids. Gene Ontology annotation, biological process: regulation of transcription by RNA polymerase II. Gene Ontology annotation, molecular function: transcription coactivator activity.